CUGUGGGCCAUUUUGCCAAGCCCAGCACGAUGGGCGAGUUUUGACCAAAGUUUUAACGGCGGGUAUUUUAUGCCAGAGUCGUGCUGAACGGCUCUUCUGCGCUAAAAAUGGAAGCCUCUCUGAGCUUCAGAAGCUCCUCAUUUCUUCGUCUAACUCCGACGUCGUUUUCUCCUCACUUCCCAGCUAAACUCAGAUUAACGCGAUUAAAACGUUCAAACUCAGCAUAUAAUUAUCAAAAUCAUAGUAUACUGGUUAGAAAGGCUUGUGGGUCCGAAGAAAAUGGGUCAGUUAAUGGGUUUCCAGCUUUGCCGAAUAAAAUUUUCAUGGAAGAGGCAAUUGGAGCUGAAUACGGGGAAGGUUUUGAGACAUUUAGACCUGAUGGUCUCCUUAAAGUUGAUGUGGACUUUUUAAAUGAUAGAUUGCAAGAAGGUUUUCUUCAAAGAAUUCGGUAUGCCAUGAAGCCUGAUGAAGCUUAUGGGCUUAUAUUCUCAUGGGACAAUGUUGUGUGAUUUCACACUGGAGGAUUGUGAAAGAUGUAUAGACAUGAUCAGUGCAUGAAAAGUCUGAGUAGCGGUCUGGAGAGAAUGUUGAAGAAGAGACAGCGGGUAAAACUUUUGACAAAAAAGCUAUAGGAUUUUUUGGCAUAGAACUCAGAGGCGAUUCUG
This is a messenger RNA of Olea europaea var. sylvestris, 665 nucleotides long. RefSeq lists its product as uncharacterized. The record is from RefSeq and is a predicted model, not a curated record. NCBI's taxonomy places the organism in Eukaryota, Viridiplantae, Streptophyta, Magnoliopsida, Lamiales, Oleaceae. Bases 108 to 509 code for a protein of 133 amino acids. The transcript has 5 exons.